This is a messenger RNA of Fopius arisanus, 4144 nucleotides long. RefSeq names its product MLF1-adaptor molecule (gene Madm). Gene Ontology annotation, biological process: intracellular signal transduction; protein phosphorylation. Gene Ontology annotation, molecular function: protein serine/threonine kinase activity; ATP binding. Gene Ontology annotation, cellular component: endomembrane system; cytoplasm. The transcript is spliced from 11 exons. The record is from RefSeq and is a predicted model, not a curated record. The coding region runs from base 503 to 2311 and encodes 602 amino acids. NCBI's taxonomy places the organism in Eukaryota, Metazoa, Arthropoda, Insecta, Hymenoptera, Braconidae.
UGUUGGCGAUAUCCAUACUCGGCAAACGUGACCCAAGACGUAGUGAAAAUGAUUGCCAGAGUGUGUGUCACAUCCCAGUUAUUUCAUUCAUAACAGUGGUUUUUAUUUUGACAGUAAGAAUAGUGCACGAAAGCUGUGAUGUACGAUUGAAAAAACAAUAGGUGAUGUAUAAAGUAACCGGGCAUUAGUGCGGCUGGACCGUGUAACAUCAGUGAUAUUGACAACCGAGUUGUUGAGGAACAGGUUCUCCCUGCAUGUGUCACUUUAGUUAAAGCGUACCAGAAGAUUUAGCUCAUUAUCGUCAAAUCAUUAAAUUCCAACAUCCACCAAUAAAUAACCGAUAAAAUCACCGAUUUACACUAUUAUUACCGUGAUAAAUCGGAUCAGUGAGCCCAUGGAUAUCAUAUUUCGUGGAUGAAUACUAAUAGACUCACUUCGAUCCACAAAUGUGCUUUAACGUGUCGAUUAUUUUGGUGGUGAUUUUUUAAUAAGUGCGUGUGUAAUGCCUGGGAGUCGAUCCAGUACCGAUCCAGAACAUAAAUCACCGCGGGAAAGUGGUGAGGACUCUGAAGAUGAGAGUGAGAUUUUGGAAGAGAGUCCCUGCGGGCGGUGGCUGAAACGGAGAGAAGAGGUUUAUGUGGGCUCCAAGUCAACGCUGGCUGAUGGUACGAAUUUUGGAGGGCUCAGGAGUGAUAACGACGUAUCUGAGAUGGAGGUUGGACAACGAGAUGUUCCUGGAAUUGAUUGUGCCUAUUUGGCGAUGGACACCGAAGAGGGUGUCGAGGUUGUAUGGAAUGAGGUGCAGUUCUCUGAGAGGAAGAAUUUCAAAGCGCAGGAGGAGAAGAUUCAACUUGUCUUUGAAAAUUUAACGCAACUCGAGCAUCCCAAUAUCGUCAAGUUUCAUAGGUAUUGGACGGACACACAUAAUGACAAACCGAGAGUAAUAUUUAUAACCGAAUACAUGUCGUCUGGAUCGUUGAAGCAAUUCCUAAAACGCACAAAGCGAAAUGUCAAGAAAUUACCGCUGCAGGCGUGGAAGCGGUGGUGUACGCAAAUUCUUUCAGCACUCAGCUAUCUGCAUUCCUGCUCACCUCCCAUUGUUCAUGGAAAUCUAACAUGUGAUACAAUAUUUAUUCAACACAACGGUCUCGUCAAAAUAGGCUCGGUGGCUCCAGAGGCCAUUCAUCACCGCGUCAAGACCUGCAGAUCUAAUGUCAAAAAUAUCCACUUUGUUCCACCAGAAUAUGGAAAUUCAUUAACACCAGCCAUUGACAUUUACUCGUUUGGCAUGUGUGCCCUUGAAAUGGCUGCCCUUGAGAUACAGGGAAACGGUGACAGUGGUACAGUGGUAACCGAAGAUAAUAUAAGGAAGACAAUAGAGUCACUAGACGAUGCUCAACAGAAGGACUUCAUAAGCAAAUGUCUCCAGGCUGAUCCUGACAGUAGGCCGAGUGCACGUGAAUUAUUAUUCCAUCCAGUAUUGUUCGAGGUACAUUCGCUCAAAUUACUCGCAGCACAUGCUCUCGUCAAUUCUGCCACAAAUAUAUCGGAAACAAUUACGGAUGAGGUACUGCAGAGGUUAUAUGGACCGGACACUGUACUCGCCGAAAUUAGAUAUCAAGGACGACCCCCACACCAAAUACGACUCAGUGAUAUACCAGUUGCUGAGAAAUUGGAGAAAUUCGUGGAAGAUGUCAAGUAUGGGAUUUAUCCUCUGACAGCGUUCAUAGCAAAAUUGCCACCCCCAGUUCGUCCACGGGCCAUAUCACCUGAAGUCACUGAGUCAGUUAAAUCCGUAACACCAGAGCCAGUCGAUGUAGAGACGCGUAGGGUAGUAAAUAUGAUGUGCAACGUUAAGCCUAGAGAGGAAAGUUGCGAGUUGCUUAUGACGAUAUUGUUACGAAUGGACGAUAAAAUGAACAGGCAGCUGACGUGCCCUGUCUCACAAACAGAUACGUCAAUGCAACUUGCACAAGAGCUCGUACAUUUUGGAUUUAUCAAUGAGGAUGACCGUGAUAAAAUAGGAAAUUUAAUAGAGGAAGCUUUGCGAAGUUGUUUCAGCAAACAACUGAUGAAUCCAGGAAUGGUAUCCUUGACUAAUUUACCUAGUCAAACGACACUGCUAUUAUCAGAUCCAGAAUUUCCAUGCAUACAGAAUUUAGAUAACUCCGUAGGUAAUACUGUGCCACCAAUCAACGACAGUGUAAUUAAUAUAACGCCAAAAUUAACAGGGCUUUCCAAUUCGACAAUUAGAUCAUGCACAAAUACUGAUAAUGCUGAACCACCUACGAUUACUGAUAGUGGCAGUUAACCAUCCAUGAUACUCAGUAAAAUCAUUUCACUGUGCCACAUUGCACGCUCGAUGUAUAGACUGGCUAUGUAUUUUUAUAUUUUUAAGUAACUGCGAUUGAGAGGGGUAUCUGGGGGUAAGUGGCUGCCGUGGCUGAGCUCCUCCUAUUUUUUUAUAUUAAAUCGUUAUAUCUAUUUUUUUUUUCUCCAAUUUUAAUUCACACUAACAUCAUAUCCAAAUAAUUCGUGACUGUUGAUGACAAUUGCUUUUUUUAAUCAGAGAUUGGAGAUUAUAAUUCAGUGGAAAAUUGGUGAAGUGAGAAUUGACUUUUCCAUUUUAUUUGUAAUUAUUCCUCUCAUUAUCAGGACAAUUCACUAGUUAUUAGGGUUUAGACAAAUUAUUUUUCUCAUCACCUGCCACUACUUCUCCACUGAAUUACUUUUAAUUAUCUCACCAGGACCACCGUUGAUUAUAAUACGAUGAAUCGAUGAAUUAUAUCGGCAAAAUAGCGUCUUCGAACUCAAUAGAAUUUAACUAUACGUCUGCGUAAGAAAAUGAAAUUCGAAAAUGUUAAUUCCGAGGUGAGAUUUCAUGUAUUCUGAAAAAUCAACGUUGACCUUUUAAUACAUAGAAAGAUUUUAUUUUGACAUGUACAAAUUUGAGAAGAGACCAUACAUUAGUAUAAAAUUAUCUUUCUAUUGAAUAGCUCAAAAUUUUAAUUCGCCACUUUAUUUAUCACAACGUACGACUUAAUAAAUGCGUCCUUUUAAAUCCGAGAGCUUUGGAAAUGUCUUUCAUUCGUUCUGGCAGGGGUGGCUCGUCUGGUAGAGCGAGAUUGGCGAUUGAUAUCGCACUCUUCCGUCAUUUCUUCAUAUUCUUUUCUAUUGAAUUAAAUGAUAGCCUAUCGCAAUUAAAACGCAACAGUGGUUUGUAAGGAAUUUGAUACUCAAUCGAUUUGGCGACAGGUGGGAGGGAAAAUUGUUGAUUGAUAUUGGAAGAGCCACGGCGAUUCACUUGGGUAUUAUUGAUGUAAUUAAAGAAACCAAGAUUAUUAAAUCUCGAUGAAAUUAGCUGAAAAUCCCUGUAAAUAAUUUAUAUUUUUAAGAAGAAUGUCUGCGGAGGCAGGAAAACUAGUCAUAUAGGUAUAUUCGAGAAUUAACAACCACUAACAUCUAUCUUGUUAUGUCUUUUGCAUUUAAUGGGGCGGAAGUGUCGAAGGGGUAAUCACUUGAAUUAUUAUCAUUAAUUUUUAUUGUGAUUUUUGGGAAGUAUGAGUCGUUGGUAUGAUAAUAUUUCUGGAGACUCAAAUGUCGGAGACUUUUCUCAUCUCAUAGCAAAAAUGGAUAAUUCCUCAUAAAGUCAUGCACUAUCGAAAUAAAUUUGCAUUCCCCGGAGAUGUGAAAAGUCUUUUCUUCAAGUACGAAAUUGCGUACAUUUCCAACUGUCAGUGAAUACCCCGUCGAAACCUAGAUUAAAUAAAUGCGUGCUUGAGCAAUGGGAGAAAAAAAAAACUGCUCCAAUUUCAUACCUCGAUUUUAAACUGAAGAUAAUUGAAAAAUUAAUGAACAGAACUGGCUAAAAUUAAAUCAAAUUCAAAGACGCAUUUGACUACGUGAACGACUAACCAUAAUUAAAGGUAAAAAAAAACCAACAGCAUAAAUCUUCAUCUUAGAUAUGUAACUAGACUAUGACAUAAAAGUCAAUGUAUAGCUUUAUAAUAUCUGAAAGAAAUCACAAUUAUAACAGCAGUAAAACGAAGAAUAUGGGGGAGAAUAGGAAAGAGUGCGAGGACUGAAUCGUUGAUAUUAUGAAAACAAGGGCUGUACGACGAAUAAAUACUGUAAUAACUCGAAA